This is a messenger RNA of Glycine soja, 1899 nucleotides long. RefSeq names its product pentatricopeptide repeat-containing protein At5g12100, mitochondrial-like. The record is from RefSeq and is a predicted model, not a curated record. The coding region runs from base 29 to 1102 and encodes 357 amino acids. Lineage: Eukaryota; Viridiplantae; Streptophyta; Magnoliopsida; Fabales; Fabaceae. The transcript has 2 exons. Gene Ontology annotation, molecular function: protein binding.
GGACCAGGCAGAGACAUGGGUUAGGAGAAUGGUAGAGAAGGGUGUUUCCCCGACUGUGGAAACCUAUAACUUAUUGAUUAAUGGUUAUGGCCAGAGGGGCCAUUUUGUCAGGUGUUUUGAGUUUCUUGAUGAAAUGGACAAGGCAGGGAUAAAGCCUAAUGUCAUCAGCCAUGGUUCUCUAAUAAAUUGUCUUUGCAAAGAUCGUAAACUUAUUGAUGCUGAGAUUGUGCUUGCAGAUAUGAUAGGUCGUGGGGUUUCUCCGAAUGCAGAAAGAUAUAAUAUGCUCAUUGAAGCUAGUUGCUCAUUGAGUAAAUUGAAAGAUGCUUUCAGAUUUUUUGAUGAAAUGAUACAAAGUGGAAUAGACGCAACUCUUGUGACUCACAAUACUUUGAUAAAUGGACUCGGAAGAAAUGGAAGAGUAAAGGAAGCUGAGGAUUUGUUUCUCCAAAUGGCAGGCAAGGGAUGUAACCCGGAUGUAAUAACAUACCAUUCUCUGAUCUCAGGAUAUGCCAAGUCAGUAAACACCCAGAAAUGCCUUGAAUGGUAUGAUAAGAUGAAGAUGCUAGGCAUAAAACCUACAGUUGGGACUUUUCACCCUUUGAUCUGUGCAUGCAGGAAGGAAGGCGUAGUGAAAAUGGAGAAAAUGUUUCAAGAAAUGUUACAAAUGGAUUUAGUCCCAGAUCAAUUUGUAUAUAAUGAAAUGAUUUACAGUUAUGCUGAAGAUGGAAAUGUUCCUAAGGCAAUGUCUUUGCACCAGCAGAUGGUUGAUCAGGGAGUUGAUUCCGACAAGGUGACUUACAACUGCUUGAUUCUAGCAUAUCUUAGAGAUAGAAGGGUUUCUGAAACGAAGCAUCUUGUUGAUGAUAUGAAGGCUAAAGGACUGGUUCCAAAAGUUGAUACUUAUAACAUUCUGGUUAAGGGGCAUUGUGACUUAAAAGAUUUCAAUGGUGCAUACUUUUGGUAUAGGGAAAUGGUAGACGGGGGUUUGCUUUUAAAUGCCAGUAUGUGCUACCAGCUAAUUUCCGGGCUAAGAGAGGAGGGAAUGCUGCGAGAGGCUCAAAUUGUAUCCUCAGAAUUGAGCAGUAGAGGACUGAAUAACUAGAAAAAUGCCAAGGUAAAAUCCUUGCCCCAUUGUUCAGUGCAUAUGAUUGGAAAAUAAGGACAGGUGCCUAAUAACACAGGGCAUGUGGUAUAUGUUUGUUCUACAUUAUCAAACAUCACUUUUUGUUGAUGUUACGUCUAAAUGGGGGUUGUUAACCCUUUGGAGGGGAGACGAAAGUCAGAUUCCCAGAGAAGACGAAGUUAAUACAAGCUCAAAAUGUGCAGGAAUAUGUUUGAGGGAGGUUUUCAUGAGUAUCAACUUCAAAGAAAUAUCGUAGGUCUCCAUCACCUGCAUCUCCUAGCUGGAUGUCAUUGUUGAUGGCUGUUUGUAAGGCUGAAAUUCAACCUUUAUUUGCCAAAAAGAAACAAACGGUAUUAAAUUUUCAGCGCAUACACGAGGGAUGGUGUCGCAAUCUUGUCCGAAUAUGACAAAGAUCAAAGGAAAAUGCCAGAAGUUUCAGCAUCAAAGAAUAAUUCCAGACUUAUGUUUCACAUAUCCUGCCUCUUUUGCGUAGUGAAACGGCGUUCAAUUUUGUUGUGGUGAUUACUUCAGUAACUUUGUAAGGGUGAUAGUCGAAUUGCACAACAAAUUUAGCAUGAGGUUGGUAGACCUGCUGAAAAGCUUUCGAGUGUGCUUAUUGCUGGAGGUUAGGGUGUCUUGUAAACAUUAAUACUAGCAGAGUGAUUUGUGGGUAAAUUGUAUUGAAUAAUCUUUGAUUUAAAUAAAUUAUAUGUAUAUCCAACAAUCAAAGUAUUCUAAGAUUCUUUGAGAACCACAAAUAGAUCGUUUUUUGGUUA